Messenger RNA from Oryctolagus cuniculus (rabbit), 1335 nucleotides. It is a transcript of the gene FADS2, whose product is annotated as fatty acid desaturase 2. Gene Ontology annotation, molecular function: oxidoreductase activity, acting on paired donors, with oxidation of a pair of donors resulting in the reduction of molecular oxygen to two molecules of water. NCBI's taxonomy places the organism in Eukaryota, Metazoa, Chordata, Mammalia, Lagomorpha, Leporidae. Gene Ontology annotation, cellular component: membrane. Gene Ontology annotation, biological process: lipid metabolic process. The record is from RefSeq and is marked provisional.
AUGGGGAAGGGGGGAAACCAGGGCGAGGGGGCCCCCGAGCGCGAGACGCCCAUGCCCACCUACAGCUGGGAGGAGAUUCAGAAGCACAACCUGCGCACCGACAAGUGGCUCGUCGUCGACCGCAAGGUCUACAACGUCACCAAGUGGUGCCACCGGCACCCGGGUGGCCACCGGGUCAUCGGGCACUACGCGGGAGAAGAUGCUACGGAUGCCUUCCGGGCCUUCCACCCCGACCUGGACCUUGUGGGCAAGUUCCUGAAGCCCCUGCUGAUCGGCGAGCUGGCCCCAGAGGAGCCUAGCCUGGACCGCGGCAAGAACUCUCAGAUCACCGAGGACUUCCGGGCCCUGAAGAAGACCGCUGAGGACAUGAACCUGUUCCAGACCAACCACCUCUUCUUCCUCCUCCUCCUGGCCCACAUCAUCGCCAUGGAGAGCGUCGCCUGGUUCACCAUCUUUUACUUUGGCAACGGCUGGAUCCCCACCGUCAUCACGGCCUUCGUCCUGGCUACCUCUCAGGCCCAGGCUGGAUGGCUUCAACACGACUACGGCCACCUUUCUGUCUACAAGAAGUCCACCUGGAACCACAUUGUCCACAAGUUCGUCAUUGGCCACUUAAAGGGUGCCUCCGCCAACUGGUGGAACCAUCGCCACUUCCAGCAUCACGCCAAGCCCAACAUCUUCCACAAGGAUCCGGAUGUGAAGAUGCUGCAUGUGUUUGUCCUGGGCGAGUCGCAGCCCAUUGAGUACGGCAAGAAGAAGCUGAAGUACCUGCCCUACAACCACCAGCACGAGUACUUCUUCCUGAUUGGGCCCCCACUGCUCAUCCCCAUGUACUUCCAGUAUCAAAUCAUCAUGACCAUGAUCGUCCGCAAAGACUGGGUGGACCUGGCCUGGGCCAUCAGCUACUAUGCCCGUUUCUUCUUCACCUACAUCCCUUUCUACGGCAUCCUGGGAGCCCUCCUUUUCCUCAACUUCAUCAGGUUCCUGGAGAGCCACUGGUUUGUGUGGGUCACACAGAUGAAUCACAUCGUCAUGGAGAUUGACCUUGAACCCUACCGAGACUGGUUCAGCAGCCAGCUGGCGGCCACCUGCAACGUGGAGCAGUCCUUCUUCAACGACUGGUUCAGUGGGCACCUCAACUUUCAGAUCGAGCACCACCUCUUUCCUACCAUGCCCCGGCACAACCUGCACAAGAUCGCCCCGCUGGUGAAGUCCCUGUGUGCCAAGCAUGGCAUUGAGUACCAGGAGAAGCCGCUGCUGAAGGCGCUACUGGACAUCAUCAGGUCCCUGAAGAAGUCUGGGGAGCUGUGGCUGGACGCCUACCUCCACAAAUGA